Molecule: messenger RNA, 7678 nt
Organism: Oppia nitens
Lineage: Eukaryota; Metazoa; Arthropoda; Arachnida; Sarcoptiformes; Oppiidae
Product: homeobox protein 5-like
Exons: 10
Coding region: 529-7614 (2361 amino acids)
Biological process (GO): cell differentiation
Source: RefSeq, a predicted model, not a curated record
UGUCAUUGCAUUGAAUGAGCGUAUUAUACAUUGUGUGACCACACUAUACACACACACCAACCAAACACAUAGACAUUACAUACACUGUGUAUAUACUGUAUAUAUAACUAAAUAAAUUUUUCACUCAUUUGGUGAUAUAAUUGUGGUGUGAUUUUUAACUACUUCUUCAUCAUCACCGACGAGGAAGAAGACUAAACUAAUUUAAUAAUAAUAAUAAUACUGUAUAUAAAUACCAUUAAACAAUCACCGGAUCAGUGAGAGAAAGAGAGGGUCAAACAGAUUGACUCAAUUGGCUCAACACUUGACAUCUCCAGAGAGAGAGAGAGAGAAAGGAGAGCUCAAGAUCACAGGAUCUGUUGUUUUCAAAUUUUUUUCUUCAGUCGUCACUUGUCUUUGUUCUACUCAUUGAUCACUGAUUUAAUUUUUUUUGUCAUAUCAUCCCAACACACGGCCAAUUAGAUCCAAAGGGAGCGUUUGUUUCCUUUUGGACGAAAGUCAGGUAAUACUCAAUGACUUCCGGUGGACAUAAUGUCGGCAGUUUCGGGGCAAACGUCCAAAGGGGAGAACAAAUCAUCAACAAAACAGAAGUACCAGUCAUUGAAUAUUAAUAAUCUCUAUAAAGGAAAAAGUCUUGAAACCCAAAAGACAGGAUCAGUUGCUCCUAAACAUGGUUUGCAAACGUUGGGUAAAGUGGGCGCCGGUCGGCGAAUGCCACCACCGGCUAAUCUGCCGUCUUUGAAGAGCCAAACUACUAGCACUCAGAAUAUAACAUUAGUUCCUUCUGGAGGUCAAGGAUGGGGUCAAGGAAAGGAAGAGGACAGUCGAUCGACACCUCCUUUACAAACUUCCUCCUCUGGUGCAGACUUAACACAAUUGAUUUCACAAAAGCCGAUCGCCGGUCCUUUAAACACAUUAACAAACACUGCAUUAUUAACGAGCGGUUCAGUUGCCGAUACAAAUGUUGGAGGCAUUGCUCUAGGAUUAGCGGCCAACCAAUCAAUGCAAUCAAAGAGCUGGAGUACAGUUACUGCCACAGUAGUAGAACACCAGGAAAAUGGUCCCGACGUGAACUACUUAGCCCAAGAGUCGCCGUUUUUUCCUCAGGAAUUCCCCAAACUGGAUGGUGGCGGUGCCCCGCAAGACUCGACCACAAAAGCAAAUGCAGACACUUCAUAUGGUCCAGGACCCAUUCUUCGGCCGCAGACAGAGGGCAGUUGGGGCCGCGGAACUGCUCCGCAACCCGGUUCCAACAAUGGCGGUGGCGGCGCAAACCAAUUACCGAAUGCUGGCAACGCAGGCUUAGGAGGACAAUUGAUACCAUCAGCAGGAGCUGGAGGGCCGCCACCGUCGUCUUCGGUCGGCAACGAACAAAACAAACCUGUAUAUCCACACACCGGCUCUGGUGGCCAACCGAUGCAUACUCCGCACGGUCCGCCACUUUUACCGGGACAGACACCCAUGAAUUACAACCAACAGUAUCGAAUGAUGACACCAUAUCCGCCACACAUGGCAUAUCCGAGAGGGGCAUAUCCUGGGCCUCCAUACCCACCUCAAGGCUAUCCACCCCCACCUCAUGGACCUAUGGCUGCGCGUCAGCCCUAUUAUCCGGACUCGAGGGGACAACGAUUAGAUGACGAAUCAUCUGGUGGUCGUCAAAACCGAUCGGCCCCGACAAUCAUCACCGAUAAAGAUCUCAAAGGUUUUGAUGAUAUACUAGAAAAUGCUUCGGGUCAGACGGGCGGUUGGGCGGCGGCUAACGCUGAAAUUGAUUACAAUGCUAAGCUUGUUUUCAGCGAUGACGAAGAUCAGCCAACAGCAACAACAACCAAAGAGAGAUCGGAUAGUUAUGGUGACACCAGAAGUAAUAAUUCUAAUGAAAACAAUAAACGAAAGGAUUGGGAACGUAAAGACUAUGACAGAGGUGAUGAACGACCAAAAUAUAAAUCACAACAACACCAACAACAGCAGCAGCAAUGGCAACAACAACAUAGACAACAGCAUCCAAAUCAGCGAAAUAAUAACCGAAUCAAUAGCUAUGAGCACUCGCGAGACGGACCACCACCACCUUCUGGUUCUUAUUCAAAGCAAAUUCAUUCAAAUUAUUCUCAUUCACGACAACCACCACAACAACAACCGCCACCAAACAGAUCUGAACCGAUGGUCGCCGACGACGACGAAAUGUGGCGCCAACGUAGUCAACAGCAAACUGACGAAAUGGCUGCCGCUGUCGUACGGGCGCGACAGCGACGCGAAGAGGAAGAAAAGAAAAUGGAAAGAAGCCGACAGGCGGCUCACGAAAAGCUUCGGUAUUUAGAAGAAAAGGCCUCACAUGACAAGCCGUUGACGUCGUCGGCGGACAAAACCGAUAUUGAUUUCGAUCAAUCUUCGCGACACAGCAGUGAAAAUCGUGACGACAAAGUUGGUCGAGAUAUGCGUGAUAUUCGUACACGUGAUUACCCACGGGAUUCUAAUUUUCCGGGAGCUGGCGGCGGCAACAAAUACCCGAAAAAUGUCCCGCCCAGGUUUCAACGUCUACAAAAUAAUGGUCAAUCAAAUGUCCAAAAAUCUGAUAUGACAUACAAUAGUAAUCGAUUGCCGUCGGAAAGUGAUUCGCGUGAUGUCCGCGACGUUCGCAAUAAUCAAAUAAUUAUUAAGUCCUCUAUCGGUGACAAUUCCAGGUCAAACAGUCAAAUAAGCUCUGGUCACGAAAGUAUUGAAAGUGAAAAAGAAAGACGUACUCCUGACUAUGAUUCGGCCAAAGAUAGACGACAUCGAUCGUCACAUUCGGGUUCCGAUAGUCAAAAUUGGAGAACUGGACCGAAAACACCGUUGACCACUGAACCACUGAAAGACUUGUCCGAUAGUCGUCUACCCGAUGACAAGGAUUCUAAUAAAUUUGUCAAAGAUUUGCAUAGAGACUCGUUUUUCAAAGAUAACAAACAAAGAGAUGACAAUUUUGAUCAUAAAGUGGUCCAUAGAGACCAAUCAGAUCAUCACCACCAUCGAGAACUUGUCGAACGACAAGAGAGUUCGCAUAGUUCUCAUUCGGAUAGACGAAGUGUGUCGUCCAAAGAGGACAAGUAUGCGAAUAAAAAUAUGAAUUGGGGUCUCGAUAGUGAUAAUUACGGAACAAAGAGUGUUCACCAUCAACAACAACGCAGAGAUCAUAAUCGUCACGGACCUGUUCCCAUAACACAAAAGCAAUUCGAAAGUAUUACCGAACCAAUCAAAAAGAAUUUUACGCCAUUAAAGAAGUUAAAUCAGUCGACGACUGUUAGCAGCAGCGGUGGCGGCGAUACCACUAGAGAUACUAUGGCCGACAAAUUAAGUGAUAGCACAACAAUACAGCAAACAAAUCAAACGUUAACCAAUGAAAAUCUUAGUAAUAAGUGUAAUAAAAUGGAUAAUCAAUUGUUAUCUAAAGAGGACAUAACUAAACCUACUACUGAUGUCGCCGGCAUCGAGUCGAUUGAUAAAGAGAUGCGCGAAAGUGAUAGUCAUCUUGACAAAAAUGUCGCCGACAAAGAUUUGAUCAAAAAGGAUGACAAAAAUCAACGUAAAAGUAGUUCCAAUCGAUACGAUGCUCCGCCAUAUGCUGGCAGAGAUGGCGGAAGAGGUGGAGGACGCUAUUCGAGUCUCGGCAGUGGCGCCAAUAGAGGUCGUGUCAAAGAAUAUCGGCCGACACGUACCCCAAGUCAUGGAAGUUCGAGAAAUAAAUCCAAUUCGUUUGAUGGCAGCGAUGACAUGAACAGAAAGGAUGGACCAAAAGAGGUCCAGAAGUCUAAUGCGACUACAACUCCAUUGGACACGGAUGACAAUAAACGUGAGUACGACAGAGAUAAGUCUGAUCCCAAUAUUUCUGCAACGUCAUCGGUUGUACCGCCAAAUCAACGAAAUGAUUUGUCCCGACGAGGGCGAGGUAUGGCCGCCUUCAAGACUACUAGUGGUACAAGAGGUAUGCCCCGAGCUUAUGGUCCCAGCAACUAUGGGCCGCCACCUUCUAAAGCUGCUUUCGGUGAUGGAUCUAUUUCGAAAACAGAUAACAACCGGAAUUAUGACCACAAUCGCAAUGAAAAGUCUAGCGAUUCAAGGAAUUCGUAUCAAAACAAUAGAAAUUCUUUUAGAUCGAUGAACGACGAAACGAGUUAUCAUCACUCGUCACGUGAAGUCGUCGAUAACAAUAGAAACAAUAAUCCAAGUAAUCGUAAUAAAAGCAAUUCAUCGAUGUCUAGAAAUGGAACUUCUUCUGUAUCGAACAGUAACAACAAUAAUAAGAAUCGAACGGAACGAUUGCCGCCUAGACUACAGAAUCGAAGUAAUCGAUCGCAUCGAGGAAGCGAACGAAGUGGUUCCGGUAGUCGAUUAGACACUGAUAUGCAUAAUGAAGAAUGGGAGACUGCUUCCGAUAAUAGUGAGGCCAUGGCUAGAGGCGAUCGUCGAUCUAAUAACAGUAAUAGAAGACAUUUAGAACACCCGUCACGAGAUAACAGAGACAAGAGAACAACACAAGAUAGGAGAAGUGGUGACAAUUAUCGUGGACAUCACGGUAGUGGAGGUGUUGGUGCUGGUGGUGCCAAUACGACUCAUAGAGGAGGCGGCAACGCUAACAAUAGAAAUCAAUCAACAAAUAGUUCGCAUGGUUUGCGGUCGUCGACAAACAAUAGCCAACAGCAACCAAAUGGUAGUAUUGACUCAACAACUAAUCGAGAUGUGACUGUUUUCCAAUUAAGUGGCGUAACUCUUGAUAAUCCAGAUGCUAUUAAAGAUGCAAUUAAUUCGUUGAAUAAUAAGAACAACAACAAUGAAGAAGACAAUGAUGUCUUGGAUAACGACGACGUCGACGACGAAGAGAUCGACAAUAGUGACGAUGGAUUUAAGACUAUCGAAAGAAAUAAGCGACGAAAUCGUCCGAAUCAGACGGGAAAUGAUAAUAAAAAAGUGAAACAUGAAAUUAAUCAAAAAUCAAAGGGUGCCGCCCCCACCACUACUAAUAAUAAAAGGUCGCCCAAACCUAAAUCAAAUCACGUUGCGCCCCGUUUUGCCAAACAAAAGGCAAACAAUGACAUAAACUCAUUACCAGAUGGAUUUGCCAACAAAAUUACCGACGAUUUCAAGUCACUAUCGAUUGUUGAUCCGAAAACUGUAGCCACCGAUGCUAUAGCUAAGACUCUACCCGAUAAACUGGACUCAACUGUUCGUAUAAAUUCUGUACCCAAUGCAUGGAUGAAACCAUUGAGUCUAUCCUCACAGACAACGGCCAGCAAUACAAGCAUCACAACAGUUACCAAAACGACAGCACAGGUAUCAAACUCUCAAGCAAACAACAAACAAACAAGCGCUCAAGCGUUAAGCACAUCGUCGAAAUCAAGUAGUUUUGAUCAGCACGACAGCGGUGUCGAAGUUUCGGAUCAUCCGCCGUCUACGGCAUCAUCGCAACGGUCGUCGCCAUCUAAUGACGAUAACAAGAUGACUACGACUACCGCUAAAUCUGUCGGUCAAGUGACUGAUAAGUGUACUGAUAUUGUAACUGAUUUGGAUGCGGCCAAACCAAUGUGUACAGUGAUCUUCGAGAAUACCAGAUAUAAAGAGGAAAACAAAGUCUUGGCUAAGAUAGUGCCGGCAAAGUCACCGUCAGCUAAGGAAAUGUACUCCAAUUCAACUUUAGUUAAUAGUGUUGACACCGAAACUGGUGGACAUUCCUCAUCACAGUUAAUGUCUGUCCAGAAAAAGACCGAUUCUGCACUAAUCGAUGAUCUAUCGGUUAACGACAAAUCACAGAUUUCGACGAAUGUGGCGAAAGUGGUAGGAAUGCAAAGGACUAACUUAUUGCCCACAGAAUCGGAUCUCAACGUAAAGAUAGCUUCGACUCGUAAAGUAUGGGAAAAUCCGUCGACAACAUCGGCGUCGGCAGCCAUUGAGUCGCCAAAAGAUACCCAAACGGUUGUCUUCAACAAGAAUUUCGAUGAUAACGACUUAAUCAAUAAUUCAAAUCACUGUCACGUCAGUGAUAUUAACAUUACAAAAGUUUCUGAAUUGACAAAAGUACACUAUUCUUCAACAUCAAUGGAUCAAUCAAUGCACACAAUGAACAAGAACAAGGCCUCACCCAUAACCUAUACCACGCCGACACCAAACCAAAUGAGCUCUCAGUAUAUUAGUUCUCAUCAAAGCCAACAACAGUCGAUAAUAUCGUCUCAGAUUUUGGUUAAUGCCAUUAAUUCUCCGCCAUUAGUCGAUAAUCGUUCCGUUCAAAACCUACAACCGUCGUUUCAAAUUCAUAAUAUAGCCGCCAAUCCGGCCAUAUCGACACCGCCGACAAUGCUAUACAAUACACACGUCGGGGCUCACAAUGUCUAUCACCAGCCGUUUAAUCCUCAGCUCGAUAGCCUGCAAGCUGUUAUGGCCCAAUUUCCUCCGCAACACAACACUGGCCAUUAUAGCCAACAGUUGAUGCAAAGCCAACAAAAUCUGACAAAUAUAUAUAUGGCCCAUCAGAUGACUCAGCCGACAGCCAACGAUCAAUACAAGCAGAUGGCCGCAGCCCAUCAGUCAUCAUUGACUAAGACACUACCGAUUAAUCAGUUUGCUGUCCACCAGAACAAUUCGUCUCUAUCGAACACUGCUUCGUGGACAACACCUGCCCAACACAACCAGACCAACAAUCAGACCGCCAAUUAUUAUCCACAAUCCUCUUCAGUGAACAAUGCACUUCAAGGACCGCCGCAUUUCGCAUUUCAAUCUCAACCUUCCAUUGGAUUGAUGUCUUCACAACCGUCGCAAACGAUCGUUCAGCCUCAGUAUCGGCCAACUCCACUGUCAAUCGGUAGAAACCCGAAUGUAGAAGCAACCAAUACGGUGGCCGCCAAUAUGAGAUCAAUGUUUACUGGCGGUAUCAUAAACGAUCAUAAAUUAGGAAAUUCGGUAAACCCGACAAUGGACGCCAGAAAUAGCGCCAACAGAACACUGCACGCCUACACUCAAGGCUCAAGUUUGCAACAUAUGCCACCGCCACCACAUCAACAGCAAAUGUAUGGCACGAAUCCUAAGUAUGCCAGUCGACCCAUGUUACCCAACUAUGCCCAACAAAUGCUCGGACAGGUACCCCUGUCUGCUCGACCUAAUUCGGCAGCAAUACUAUCGUCUAAUGUCGUCAAUUUGGCUAACAAUUACAAUACACCAAUUCAACGACCAAAAGUGAACCACAAUAAUAAUCGUAACAACAAUCCAAACACAUAUGUCAAGAAUCCACACCAACAACAUGUUCAACAACAACAACAGCAUAUUCAACAACAACACCAACAACAUGUUGUUCAACAACUACAGCAACAACAGCAAUCAUAUACAGGACAUAUGCCUGUCUCGGCAUCGUUGUCUAAUACACAACAGGCUAAGAUGAGACAGGAGGCUGUCCGACAAACCCAAUCGUUCUUUGCCCAGUCGUCGUCUACGUCAUCGGCGGCUAAUAAAAAUGAAUCGCAAAUAGAGUCUCAAAUUAGUGAAGAAGUUUCGACUGAUUCAGUGAAUACUAAUAAUAAGAUUAUUAAUGACAAACAAAUGUCUGCUGCACUCAAUGCCGAUGAAAACAAAUUGAAUCCGAUUGAGAAAAACGACUAAAUCUUAAUCUUAAAAGAUUUAUGAUUAAUAAUUAUAAUAAUAAAUAACGCAAUUUGAGAGUACU